UUCAUAAAAUAAAUUCAUCUUUUUUUUAAAAAGGUGGUUGAAAUCCAGAUUCGGCACUCCAUGUAAGUAAUGAUGGGGCCUCUCACGGUUCAAGUAAGAUCAGGGCUAGGGCUGGGGACGGGGCACUGAGGACGAUCUAAGUCGGGACCACAGCUCUCAAGGUCCAUUGGGAGUGUGAGUCAUAUUAUGCUAGCAGCUCGUUAUCUCAGAAUCCACAGUCAGAGGCUGUGAGCGUCCUUCCUCCCAGCCUGCUUCCGGGCAAACGCAGGAUUGUCUACAGGUCGCCUCAGGCUUUAGAGUCCUCCAGGCUCAGGGCUUGCGAAAGGUGGCGGCUUCCCACUCUGUUCAGUCGCCUAUAUAAACCCUCUAGAGUUCCACCAUGCUCAGCUCCGAGAAUCUUCAGGUCUGGGAGACGCGAGCUAUCGGAUCCGACGACCAAGGAAGCUGCUGUGCACGAUAGCUUCAGGGCCGGGCGGAAGUCGACGUCGCCGCGCCGCCACCGCGUGACGCACUUCCUGUUUGUUGUUGGAGAAAAGGAGAGAAAGGAAAGCGCGAGGAGACGCCGCCACCGCCACCAGCGCACUGUGCCAGAGCCGCGAGGAGACCGGCCGCCUGACUUCCCCCCUCGCUGGCCGCCGCGUCCUCGGAUUUGUUCCAACAGUCUGUUAAAACAUGGUGGAUUACUAUGAAGUGCUGGGCGUGCAGAGACAUGCCUCACCUGAGGACAUUAAAAAGGCGUAUCGAAAACAGGCACUCAAAUGGCACCCAGACAAAAAUCCUGAAAAUAAAGAAGAAGCGGAGCGGAAAUUCAAACAAGUAGCUGAGGCAUAUGAAGUGUUAUCGGAUGCUAAAAAGCGGGACAUCUAUGACAAAUAUGGCAAAGAAGGAUUAAAUGGUGGUGGAGGAGGAGGUGGAAGUCAUUUUGACAGUCCAUUUGAGUUUGGCUUCACAUUCCGGAACCCAGAUGAUGUCUUCAGGGAAUUUUUUGGUGGAAGGGACCCAUUUUCAUUUGACUUCUUUGAAGAUCCAUUUGAUGACUUUUUUGGAAACCGAAGGGGUCCCCGAGGAAGUAGAAGCCGAGGUGCUGGCUCCUUUUUCUCUGCCUUCAAUGGAUUUCCUUCUUUUGGAAGUGGAUUUCCUGCUUUUGAUACAGGCUUUACUCCAUUCGGGUCACUAGGUCAUGGGGGUCUCACUUCAUUUUCUUCAGCGUCAUUUGGCGGCGGUGGAAUGGGCAACUUCAAAUCAAUAUCAACUUCAACUAAAAUAGUUAAUGGCAAAAAAAUCACUACAAAGAGAAUUGUGGAGAACGGUCAGGAAAGAGUAGAAGUUGAAGAAGACGGACAGUUAAAGUCCCUGACGAUAAAUGGUGUGGCCGACGAGAACGCCCUUGCAGAAGAAUGCCGGCGGAGAGGCCAACCCACACCAGCUCUGACCCCUGGCCCGGCCCCAGCACCAGCCCGGGUCCCCUCUCAGGCCCGACCCCCGACCCCAGCUCCCACCCCAGCUCCAGCCCAGACUCCAGCCCCUUCUGUCAGCACCCGCCCACAGAAGCCACCCAGGCCUGCCCCAACGGCCAAACUUGUGUCUAAAAGCAACUGGGAAGAUGAAGAGCAGGACAGGCAGCGGGUUCCUGGCCACUCUGAUGCCCCUAUGACCUCAGCAGGGCUCAAAGAAGGUGGCAAGAGGAAGAAGCAGAAGCAGAAAGAGGACUCGAAGAAGAAGAAGUCGACCAAAGGGAACCACUAGGCUGGACUUGGCGGCAGCCACAGCAGCCGCUCUCGUGUGUGUGUUGCACACGCGCACGGCAGCGGCAUCCUUUAAGUGCCGCCCAGGGUCACUUCGCUUAGCAGGAUUAUGGACAUGUGCCCACGGAUCGGUAGGAUUAGGGGCGUUGGAGACGGAGGCAACAAUCCUGGGUGGCCUGUAUAAGCUUGUGACACAGCCUCAGCCUUGUAACUCUGCUUUUCCCCCAACACCAAAUCCAUAGCGUUUUCCUCGAGUCUUAAGGGUCUGCCUCAUUGUUUUCAGCAGCCCAAGCCCUGCUUUGAGCUCUGAGGUAGUUGUAGUUGUAGGAGUCCAUAGGGUCCAGUAGGAGCUGGGUUUGUGUUCAUGACAGACUGCCUCCUGGCGGCGGUACAGUGCGCAGUUUUAAGUACAGCGGAACUUAUGGUAAAGUAAGCUGUGCCUUGAGCCAUGAGAUGCUUUUGAUUCAGGGUACUCUGGCAACGUAUAGGCCAUCAGGAGCCAUUUCAGAUGUAGAGUCUUUCCUUAUUUAUUGUUCAACUUUUAAUCUUCUCCAGGUAGUCAAAAAUUGACACCAAAUAUAGUUUAGUUUUUGGAAAAUCUCAUCGUCUUGGAGAAAUAUUUGUCCUUGUUCAGUCAAAAGGUUUUGCUUAGCAAUAGCAUUUCUAGUAAUGCUAGGUCAGUGUGCUACUGGCUAUUUACACAAGCACACAAGCACACAGAGGUGUGUGCAAGAUAAUCAGCUCUGAAGCAGGAAGCUUGACCUCAGUUCUUUAAAUUGCAAAUAAUGGCCCCUUCACAAGCUUCAUCUGGUCACAACCCAUGCCACGCUGUCACCUAACCUGUGGCUUGCACUGAGCACCAGGUAGUUCAGAUGCCAUCUCAGUUCUGGGCUGCACAUGCCUCUUUGGGGCUGUGUUCCUUUCUUUUGGCCAUGAGGGUCUGUUGCUUGAACUUUGUCCCCUUGGCAGUGAGUAUUUUAUAAAGGGUGUUGGUGAGCUUGAGAUGUACAGUGUAGAAAGGGGAAGUUCUGUGAGUUAUGGGCACUGCUGUAGCUAGGAGCUGGGACAGGGUUACCUGGGUUUUGAAUAAGUAACCAUGAAGAGUUUGCUGUGUUUGCUUGAUUUUGGUGGGAGGUGGUGUGGGCACUUAUGGAGUGUGGAUUGGUAUUAAUGUGUGUUGUGGAAAUGUGACCCUCAAGGAGGAAUGUAUUUUAGUGCUACUGACGUAAAUAAAAUGUAAACGUCACUGAGUUCAGCUCUCUUGUGGUCAUUCCCUGUCUGUAAGUUGCACUGUUACUAUGAAAAAUAAAAGCAGGUCUUGCAUUUUUUUAAA
This is a messenger RNA of Rattus rattus (black rat), 3078 nucleotides long. It is a transcript of the gene Dnajb6, whose product is annotated as DnaJ heat shock protein family (Hsp40) member B6. The record is from RefSeq and is a predicted model, not a curated record. Lineage: Eukaryota; Metazoa; Chordata; Mammalia; Rodentia; Muridae. Gene Ontology annotation, cellular component: cytosol; endoplasmic reticulum membrane. Gene Ontology annotation, molecular function: ATPase activator activity; Hsp70 protein binding. Bases 673 to 1746 code for a protein of 357 amino acids. Gene Ontology annotation, biological process: positive regulation of proteasomal ubiquitin-dependent protein catabolic process; protein refolding. The transcript is spliced from 10 exons.